AUGGAGGACAGUGACCAUGAGGUGCACUCAUCAGACGAGCAUAACUCCUGCCCUGCCUCCCCUAAACACAGCAUACCAGACCAUGUCCCUGAACAGCAUUCGGACCAUUCAGACGACUCCGAGGUGGAGAGCUUUAUGCAAGACCCUCACCACCAAGGAGAGCACGACCACCAUGACCACAAUGACCACAAUGACCACAAGCAGCACCUCCAUCACGACCACGAGCCUCACGAUGCAGGCAGGGAGGCUGAGGGCGAAGACCGCCCCCACACCCCUUCAUAUUUACGUCCCCCUGUGGCGGGCAGGGCUCAGUCGGAUUCAGGUUCAGAGCCCUGUAUCCCAAAGAGCAAAAGUGUGGCGUUUGACUUGCCGUGCCCCGUCAGCCCCCCCAGACCCAAGAGUCCCUGGGCUCGAUAUGACCCGUACGACAGUAAUAAGGACCAGGACAAGGAAUACGUGGGCUUUGCGACGCUGCCAAACCAGGUGCACCGUAAGUCAGUAAAGAAGGGGUUCGACUUCACGCUCAUGGUGGCAGGGGAGUCUGGCCUGGGAAAGUCCACCCUGGUCAACAGCCUCUUUCUCACAGAUCUUUACAAAGAUAGGAAGCUGCUCAAUGCUGAAGAGCGAAUAACACAAACAGUAGAAAUCACCAAACACACAGUGGAUAUAGAAGAGAAAGGUGUCAAACUGAAGCUCACCAUCGUCGACACACCCGGGUUUGGGGAUGCUGUAAACAACACUGAAUGCUGGAAGUCCGUGGCGGACUACAUCGACCAGCAGUUUGAGCAGUACUUCAGGGACGAGAGUGGCCUCAACCGGAAGAACAUCCAGGACAACCGCGUACACUGCUGCCUCUACUUUAUCUCACCCUUCGGUCAUGGCCUCAGAGGCCUUUGGAUGUGAGUUUAUUGAAAGCUCUACAUGAGAAAGUUAACCAUCGUCCCCAUUCCUGGCAAAAGCACAGACACACUCACCCCUAAUGAGGUCAAGAAAAAGAAAAUCAAGAUCCGAGAGGAGAUCGAGCAGUACGGCAUCAAGAUCUACCAAGUUUCCCCGACUGUGACUCUGACGAGGACGAGGACUUUCAAGCAGCAGGGACCAUCAGCUGAAGGUGA
Molecule: messenger RNA, 1115 nt
Organism: Notothenia coriiceps (black rockcod)
Lineage: Eukaryota; Metazoa; Chordata; Actinopteri; Perciformes; Nototheniidae
Product: septin-4-like
Exons: 8
Coding region: 1-903 (300 amino acids)
Molecular function (GO): GTP binding
Source: RefSeq, a predicted model, not a curated record